This is a messenger RNA of Drosophila kikkawai, 1712 nucleotides long. RefSeq names its product PAT complex subunit CCDC47. Gene Ontology annotation, biological process: endoplasmic reticulum calcium ion homeostasis. The record is from RefSeq and is a predicted model, not a curated record. NCBI's taxonomy places the organism in Eukaryota, Metazoa, Arthropoda, Insecta, Diptera, Drosophilidae. Gene Ontology annotation, cellular component: endoplasmic reticulum. Gene Ontology annotation, molecular function: calcium ion binding.
UGAACUACGGCCACACUGCUGCCAAUUUAACCUAGAUUUUUUUCAUUAAUUAGUGUGACGAACCUUUAGGACAAAAUUUAGAUAAAUUGUAACUUAAGUUAAGCACCCCAAGCACCGACCAAGAUGCGACCAGUAUUCGCCUUCCUGCUGCUGGCGCUUCUGUGCUUCGCCAGCACCAGAUCCGAGAACGAUUUCGAGGAAGACUCCAACGAUGAUUUUGCCGAAUUUGAUGAUGAAUUCGAUGGUAGCUUUUACACGGAGCAGCCGGCGUCCAAGAGUGCAGAAGCCUCUGCGGGCGGCGGAGUAGGAACUAGCCACGAAGAGUCCCGGGAAAAGGGACCACAAGAGCCACGUAAAGCAGCAGUGGAGAGCGAUGAGGAGGAAGAUGGCCUGGUAGAGGAUGACGAUGAGUUUGAGCACUUCCAGGACGAGGAAGAAUUCGAGGGCUAUGACGGUGGCGACGCCAAGGAUCCGCCCAUAGAUCAGAAGGCUGAGCCCAAGCUCAACAUCCCCAACAUCCCCCUGCAUUUCCGCACCCACUGGGACUCCUACUGGAUGGAAAUGCUCAUGGUGGCUGGUCUCCUGGCCUACUUUGCCAACUUCUUUGCGGGCAAGACCAAGAAUGCUCGCUUGGCCCAGCUUUGGUUCAGCACUCACAGAGCCCUCCUGGACGAGAACUUUGCUUUGGUCGGUGAUGAUGGCAAGGCGGAGAAUGAGAAUCCGGGACUGAUCAAGGAGAGCGAGAGUCUGUAUACGUUGUGGUGCUCGGGCAGGACCUGUUGCGAGGGCAUGCUUGUGGAAUUGAAGAUGAUCAAGCGACAGGAUCUGGUGUCUUUGGUGGCGGGAUUGAUGCGACCCCAGCUGGAUCAGGCUCAUAUCAAAAUUGAACUAACGCGCGGCGUAAUGGAUGCCUUUGUAUUUGCUGUGGGAAGCAAGAAGACCAUAACCAAGGUGUUCAAGGAGUAUACAGAUUUGAGCAAAUUCUGUAGUCUAGUUGGUAAGCCCGAGGAUCGUUACAAUGUACCCAAUGGCUUUGGUGUCCUCUCCGAGGUCCCUGAGGCCACCUCGGCCAUUUUAGAAUCACGCGUUAUCACUGCACUUAACAAGUACCAAAGCUAUAUCGAUUACCUGCACAUCUCGGACCAAUUCAGUGGCCCCAUCCAGCAGGAGGAGAGCUCUAGCACGCUCAAACAGCCGGAAACCAAAGCCGUGCUCCUGGCUGGCUUCAACCUGCCCAAACAUGCCGAAAUGGAGACCAUUAAACCGUUGUUAUUGUUGAUAUUUUAUUUGAUGGAACGCUUGAAGACUUAUCGCAUGUCCAAGGAGGGCAAAGCCAAAUCCGAUAAAAAUCGCGCUCGCGUUGAGGAGGAGUUCUUGAAGAGCACUCAUGCCGCCCGUGCUGAGGCCGCUGCCCAGCGUCGCGAGGAUAAGCGCAAGCAGGAGAAGGAGCGCAUCCUGGCCGAUGAAGAUCCGGAGAAGCAGCGCCGCUGGGAGCUCAAAGAGCAGAAGCGUCAGGCCAAAAAGAAUGCGCCCAAAAUGAAGAGACUGGCUGUCAAAUCGCUGUAGAGAUCUAUUUAUAGUGUGCCAUUUAGUCGCCAAAAUAUAAGCUCCUCUUUAAAGAAACGACCAUUUGUAGCUUGUUCCUCUCAAAUUUGCCAGAAAAAAUAAAGCAAUAUCUAUAUAUUUGUUUCCUAUGGAGCGUGAAAAACAAA